UCUCGCGACUACCCGUACAGUGAUUUGCGAGCAUUGAUGAGUACCGUUUCAGCUAGUCUGAAAACGCAAAACAGCGCUGGAUGGAGGGCUAUAUAAUGGGCAGUCUGAGCGCGGCCGCUCUGUUUUACGGUGCUUAUGCAGCCCCCACUGAUGUGACCAACGGGCUCUCUCGACGCACCGGUGGUGAAGUGUAUAUCACUUCGUCUGAUGACCUGGACAAGCGCACGGGUGGCGAGGUAUACAUUACACCGCCGGAUGACCUGGACAAGCGCACGGGCGGAGAGGUGUACAUUACAUCGCCGGAUGACCUGGAGAAGCGCAAGGGUGGUGAAGUGUAUACUUCCUCCGAUGAUCUCAAGAAGCGCACUGGUGGCGAAGUGUACACGUUCCCGCCCGAUGAUCUUGACAAGCGCACUGGCGGCGAGGUCUACAUCACCUCGAGUGACGCGCGAUUUAAAGACGAUUAAAUCUGAUGAGCCAGAUCGUGGGGCGCAUGGUCUAUGAUCUCAGCGACGGGAAAUGGUCUUGGAGAGGUCGUCAAGUGUGCGGCUGUGAAAUGUAUAGGCAGUGGUUUGAAUGAUGUUCGACUUGUUUGCAAUGCAGUGUGGGAUACUUAUGCUACCACUUGUGUCAUGGUACCCUCAGGCUAGCUGCAAAUGACACUUGUCACCGG
Molecule: messenger RNA, 673 nt
Organism: Fomitopsis serialis
Lineage: Eukaryota; Fungi; Basidiomycota; Agaricomycetes; Polyporales; Fomitopsidaceae
Exons: 9
Coding region: 81-467 (128 amino acids)
Source: RefSeq, a predicted model, not a curated record